AUUUGUUAAAAAAAACGACAAAACAAUGUCGGGGAGCUUUUACUUUGUCAUGGUUGGUCAUCGCGACAAUCCUGUGUUUGAGAUGGAGUUUCUGCCUUCUGGGAAAGUUGAAUCAAAGGAUGACCACCGUCAUCUGAACCAGUUCAUUGCGCACGCAGCUCUGGAUUUGGUGGAUGAAAACAUGUGGCUGUCCAACAACAUGUACCUGAAAACUGUGGACAAGUUCAACGAGUGGUUUGUUUCAGCCUUUGUCACCGCAGGACAUAUAAGAUUCAUCAUGCUGCAUGAUGUGCGACAAGAAGAUGGAAUCAAAAACUUUUUUAAUGAUGUGUAUGAUUUAUACAUCAAGUUUGCAAUGAACCCAUUCUAUGAAAUCAAUGCACCAAUACGCUCGACAGCUUUCGAGAGGAAAGUCCAGUUUCUUGGAAAGAAGCAUCUUCUGAAUUGAUCAGUUUACACAAGGCCAUGUGUCUAUUAGUUGUAUAUAUACGUAACACAUUUGUUUGUCCUCUUUCUGUUAUAUUCUUUUCUAAAAUCUAAGAUGAUUUCAACUGAAUGCUGAUUUUUGUGUAAAAUAUAUCAUGCUUGUUUCAACAUUUUUUGAAAGAGUUAAUUUGUCAUAAUAUUCUUGUUUUGGCUUUUUAUAAAGCUUAACUUUAUUGUAAAGUGCUUCACAAAAAAAUAAAAUAAUGGAUCAGUUCAACAA
This is a messenger RNA of Cololabis saira (Pacific saury), 706 nucleotides long. RefSeq names its product trafficking protein particle complex subunit 2 (gene trappc2). The record is from RefSeq and is a predicted model, not a curated record. Bases 26 to 448 code for a protein of 140 amino acids. Gene Ontology annotation, cellular component: nucleus; cytoplasm; TRAPP complex. The transcript is spliced from 4 exons. Lineage: Eukaryota; Metazoa; Chordata; Actinopteri; Beloniformes; Belonidae. Gene Ontology annotation, biological process: endoplasmic reticulum to Golgi vesicle-mediated transport.